CGAACCGUAGGAUCAGGCGGUUAAACUGCGUUGCGGGCAGAAAAAUGAAGAUGUGAUGCUACUACUAACGAAAUGCUUUCUCCCCAACUACCAACUAACUCGUUAUACGGCUCGGCAACUCGAGAAUCGCGCAUCGCAACGAGCUGCCUUAAAUGGGAUAAUGAUGACUAAUGAUUUACUAAGAGAUAUUUCAGCAUCGUUAUCUUUAUUUACCGAAAAUUACUGUAGCGCCAUGUUAAAAAAUAACGUGCCGUCGUAAAAUUCACUAUAUUCUAUAAGGCGACCUAUGUUCUAAAGUUACGCUAAUUCGUAUAACGACACCUAACAGCACAACUAUUUUUUGCCACUGCAUUUGCCCCACUUUAUCCACGUGUCUUCCUUGCCCUUCCUUCCGAUAAACUUCACCAACCCUUAAGCCUGACAUCACCGUCACGCAUGUUGCCACGGUAACACUACCCUCAAAGCCAGGGCAGCAAGAGGAGUAAAGCAACUGAUUACCAAUCCUUUCUUGGAGGUGUCGAGGAAAAAAAAAAUCUCUCUGGCAAGACACAUAAAUUACGGCCAAAAGUGCUUGUUUCGUUCACCAAACGACACGUUUACUUGCUGUUUUCUUAAACACACUAUGAAAAUUUGGGAGAAAUCUUUGCAAGGAUGCGAAAGUGUAAAACAAAAAAGUGAAUUUUUUUAAAUGUAGAAAAUCGGGCAAUACGAAUCAAACAAAUGCCCCUGUGUAUAUAGUUUUCUUUAGCGCUUUUCUUUUUUCUUUUUCUUUUUCAUGGCGUUGUGUUUUUUGACGAAACCCUAACCCUGAAAGUUGACUAUAUAAAGCAGCGAUCCCACUUUCUACGAGCACAGUUGGGGGGUGUACAGUGAAACGCGUGUGACAUCAUACAGAAUGGAUUUUGCUCUCCCUCAGAACGCGCAACAAGCCAACAGCUUCAUUAACUCUGCCGCCCUCUCGUUCCCGGUGCUGCCCAGCGGUGGGGAGGAGAACCACUCUCCGGCAUCGGACGUGAAGGACACAGAGACUGUGAAGACAGAGGGUGUUUCUGGUAUCGUUCCUACCCUUCAGAACAUCGUUGCCACGGUUAAUUUAGACUGCCGUUUGGACUUGAAGACGAUCGCCUUGCACGCGCGUAACGCCGAAUACAAUCCUAAACGUUUUGCAGCCGUCAUUAUGCGUAUCCGUGAACCCAAGACGACUGCCCUGAUUUUUGCUUCAGGCAAGAUGGUCGUCACUGGUGCCAAGUCGGAGGAUGACUCGAAGCUUGCUUCUCGUAAGUACGCUCGUAUCAUUCAGAAGCUCGGUUUCAACGCCAAGUUCACGGACUUCAAGAUCCAAAACAUUGUCGGCAGUUGUGAUGUCAAGUUUCCCAUUCGGUUGGAAGGUUUGGCCUACUCUCACGGAACUUUCUCGUCUUACGAGCCUGAGUUGUUCCCUGGCCUUAUUUACCGUAUGGUGAAGCCGAAGAUUGUGUUGCUGAUUUUCGUCUCUGGAAAGAUCGUUCUUACGGGCGCCAAGGUCCGCGAGGAGAUUUACCAGGCAUUUGAAGCCAUUUAUCCAGUGUUGUCGGAGUUCCGUAAGCCUUAGGUUUGCUGUUACAGCGAGGCCGUUGUCUACCUAUCGGCCGCCAAUAUUGAACACCUUCCUUCCGCUUUGUGCAUGUCGUCGAUACACACUUCUUUUGCGAGCCAUUUAGCUCUGUGAGCACACGCACCUGCUUUAAACUGCACUCAAACAGUGGAUCUUGUGGAUCCCCACUGUUUGCUGCCGGUAGAGUGCGAACGAACAGAGUACUUUGGAAUAUGCCAUGUCUCUGUCAAGCUUGCAUCACACCAAACGCUUUUGGCUGGAAUUUUUGGCUUUGUCAAUUUUGCCGUUUGCUACUCCUUUUGUCGAAGCACGCAGACGAAACACACAUUCUCCCUUAUCACAAACGCACUCAAACACUUUCCUUUCGUCGUUUAUUACGAUUCCUCAUCACACUACCCGCCGAGCUGCACGUUGUUGUUCUCCCUGUGGUGGACAGAUCGUGUAGUGAUUUUGCGUGUGCUUGUUACUGCUUGUACAUACGUGCCUAUAUCACAUUAGCUACCUGACAAGUAUGCGCACACCUAUUGUUCCAUUCAUCAUCACUUUCAUAAACGACAGUGCCUUUUGUCGCUCAUCCGUCUCCUCGGUACAUCAAGCGUGGAUGGAAGUUAGCUGUUGAAUGACCUGGGGCCGUUCGAAAGCUACUUCUGUACUUUGACCUUUCGUGUGGACAUUGGACAAACCUAGCGCGAUAAAUGCACGCAGUUAACCAAUACGCGGUGACAACCGUUUCGUUUGACUUCAGUACAGUUGGUAUUUUACUCUUUAAGAGGUUUGACCUAGUGUAAAUCGCUUUGGUUAAGACUGUUUACACCGUUCUCAGCUGUGUCUGUCAAGUUCCGUCUGGUCGAGCGUAUCUGCGGGUUUUUGUUCGCCAACUAUACCUCUGUGAGGCAAGUGGAGAGACAGGUUUUGUCCGUGAAGGCACUGAUGUAUGCGUGGGAUGGCAACAUGUGCACUGACGUUUCCCUUGUUCUACUACGACAGCUUCGCUGUAAGGGUGAAAAUGUGCUGCACCAUGAAACCUUCUGUCUAUGUCACUCAUCAAAUUGUCUACGCGAUACACAAAUAACAUACACCUUCACACAAAUGCACACGUAUGCUAAACAUGCAUGCAAUUUCCGAUUCGUGUCUUCAACCGCUGCAGCGGGACUGAUUGUUGGAGAUACACUGCCUAUCCUUCUUCUUUAUAAGGUAACUCGGUUGUGCAAUUCGAAUGGGAAGAGAACGAAACAUUGAAAAUUUGAAAAUGCUUCAAAAAAAACUAAAAAAUGCGGGCCUAAUUGCGAUCUUGCUACUUUGCUUUGGGCACUUGGGGUCAUCCUUUGCUUGUCUACCUAUUUACCCUUGAAUAUAGGUGAACUUGUUUGUAUUAAUUAACUUGUUUCAUUAAGACGAA
Molecule: messenger RNA, 2993 nt
Organism: Schizosaccharomyces japonicus yFS275
Lineage: Eukaryota; Fungi; Ascomycota; Schizosaccharomycetes; Schizosaccharomycetales; Schizosaccharomycetaceae
Product: TATA-binding protein
Exons: 3
Coding region: 896-1591 (231 amino acids)
Biological process (GO): nucleolar large rRNA transcription by RNA polymerase I; DNA-templated transcription initiation; positive regulation of transcription by RNA polymerase II
Cellular component (GO): RNA polymerase I transcription regulator complex; transcription factor TFIIIB complex; transcription regulator complex
Molecular function (GO): RNA polymerase III transcription regulatory region sequence-specific DNA binding; DNA binding; DNA binding, bending
Source: RefSeq, a predicted model, not a curated record